UGACGCUACAGUUUCCCAGCAUUCAGUGGGGCAUCAUGGCGGACACCAGGGAGAAAGGGCUGCAAGACUACAGAAAAAAAUUACUGGAACACAAAGAAAUUGACGGGCGGUUAAAAGAAUUGAGAGAACAGCUGAGAGAACAAACAAAACAGUAUGAGAAAUCAGAAAAUGACCUGAAGGCUCUGCAAAGUGUUGGUCAGAUUGUUGGAGAAGUUCUCAAACAGCUGACAGAGGAGAAAUUCAUUGUCAAGGCCACCAACGGCCCCAGAUAUGUGGUUGGAUGUCGCAGACAGUUGGACAAGUCUCAGCUGAAACCAGGAACCAGAGUGGCUUUGGACAUGACCACACUCACUAUAAUGAGGUAAGCUUGAAGCACAGA
Notothenia coriiceps (black rockcod) is the source of this 379-nucleotide messenger RNA. Its product is annotated as 26S protease regulatory subunit 10B-like. The transcript is spliced from 5 exons. Bases 36 to 365 code for a protein of 109 amino acids. Lineage: Eukaryota; Metazoa; Chordata; Actinopteri; Perciformes; Nototheniidae. The record is from RefSeq and is a predicted model, not a curated record.